Messenger RNA from Ctenopharyngodon idella (grass carp), 828 nucleotides. RefSeq lists its product as uncharacterized. Lineage: Eukaryota; Metazoa; Chordata; Actinopteri; Cypriniformes; Xenocyprididae. The record is from RefSeq and is a predicted model, not a curated record. The transcript has 3 exons. Gene Ontology annotation, biological process: neutrophil migration. The coding region runs from base 1 to 828 and encodes 275 amino acids. Gene Ontology annotation, cellular component: apical plasma membrane; cell surface.
AUGGCUGCUACACCUUCCGGCUCUGAUCCAUGUUAUAAUUAUACCACUCUUGAUGAAUACUGGAGAGACAUACUGCAAAACCAAUAUCAGUACUAUGGACAUAAUGACAGUGCUGUUGAAUGGAGUGGCUGGUAUCGGCUGUAUCUGAAUGGAAAAAGUGCCCAGAUGUCUGAGUGGUGUGUGAGUUAUAUCGGAUGUGGCGGUGAUGUUGGGCUGAAUCUCAAUGGUUCUCAUCCAAGCCUUGAGGAUGGAGUGGUGACCCGUGAAGUUUUUGGAAGUUAUAUGGAUUCUUACCAGUGUGGAGGCUACAGAUCUGCACCCAUCCAAGUUAAAGCAUGUCCUGGAGAUUAUUACGUCUAUAAGCUUGUCAAGCCAGAUCUGUCGAUUUACAAGCCUUCAUACUGUGCAGUUGCUUUCCAAAACAUCAGCAGUGAUCCCUGCUACAAUUAUGAGUCUUUUGAUCGUCCCUGGAGAGCCAACAAUGAAAGUGGAGAAAUAAUAUGUGAUGACUCUUUCUCCUGGAAUGGCUGGUACCGGCUUUUCUACUUUGGAAUGGACAUCAGAAUGCCAGAGACCUGUGCUAGUUCAUACAGCUGUAAUGCAUUCCUGAGCCUGUCGCUCAACGGUUCUCACCCUCAGAUAGAGGAUGGAGUGGUGAUCAGGGAGGUCCAAACAGGAGCUUCUAUGAGGGGCAGCUGUGAAUACAAAUCAAAACCCAUCAGAGUGAAAGCAUGUCCUGGAAAUUACUAUGUCUAUGAACUUGUGAAUCCACAUUUCUGGUGUCCAGGAUACUGCACAGGUAAAAAAAAGCAUUUCCCCACUUUUUAA